AUGAAGUUAUUCCACCAAUACCUUAUUGUCCUCAUCCUUGGACUUUUCCAGAUUGUAUUGGCAGUCCAGGUUCAAAAACCCAUUGUCGUUUCUUACCCGGAUAAUACCCCAGAUUCGGUAUUGAAUGAGGCAAAGAAGGCUAUAACUGAUGCUGGCGGCUGGAUCACUCAUGAAUUCAAUCUGUUCAAGGGCUUCGCCGCCAAAGCUUCUUCAUCCGCUAUCGAGACUAUCCAAGCAUCGUCCGCCAAUUUCCUUCCGGUCAUUGAGGAGGACAAGAUUGUCACUGUUGACGGCGAUUUCGGUUCAAAGUAA
This is a messenger RNA of Talaromyces amestolkiae, 312 nucleotides long. RefSeq lists its product as uncharacterized. The record is from RefSeq and is a predicted model, not a curated record. NCBI's taxonomy places the organism in Eukaryota, Fungi, Ascomycota, Eurotiomycetes, Eurotiales, Trichocomaceae. Bases 1 to 312 code for a protein of 103 amino acids. The transcript has 4 exons. Gene Ontology annotation, biological process: vacuole fusion, non-autophagic. Gene Ontology annotation, molecular function: endopeptidase inhibitor activity.